Messenger RNA from Myxocyprinus asiaticus (Chinese sucker), 855 nucleotides. RefSeq names its product dickkopf-related protein 3-like. Gene Ontology annotation, molecular function: co-receptor binding; receptor antagonist activity. Gene Ontology annotation, cellular component: extracellular region. Gene Ontology annotation, biological process: multicellular organism development; negative regulation of canonical Wnt signaling pathway. Lineage: Eukaryota; Metazoa; Chordata; Actinopteri; Cypriniformes; Catostomidae. The transcript has 4 exons. The coding region runs from base 173 to 787 and encodes 204 amino acids. The record is from RefSeq and is a predicted model, not a curated record.
GCAUUAUAUAUAAGGCGGUGUUACAUGGAGGAAUUGUCAGAGUGGACAGGACACAGACACGGACUGGGAUCUCUACAACUUUCUUGAACUUUCUUAUUCACUAGGGUUUGGCCUAGUUUUACCAGCAGCAUUUUUAGUUCUACUUGCUUAAAAUUUAGGCUGGGCUUUCAAAAUGAGCACAAAGUUGUGGAUGCUGCAGGUCCUGUAUGUUUGUAUGUGUGUGUAUGCUGUUCAAGCGAGGAUCUGGGCCUGGAUGCUGUCUAUACCCUAUAGCCCACCUGAGGAUGGACCAGUGGGGCUUAGAGACAGAGAAACGGAGAUGCCCCCAAACAGCCCUAAAGGGGACAUGGUAGCUUGUGAGCAGGACCGUGCAUGUGGUAAGGGCUUCUCCUGUGACCGCCAUUUUGGCCUAUGUGUCCCCCUUAGGCAAGAAGGGCAAUACUGCAGGCGGGACGCUCAAUGUGUGCGAGGGCUCAGCUGCAUGUUUGGCAGGUGCAUCAGAAGCAUUCCAGAUGGGCAGGAAGGGGCUCGGUGUAAACUUGACAGAGACUGUGGUGCAUCUAUGUGCUGUGCCCGUCAUCAUGGUGAAAGAGUGUGCAAGCGUCGGCUGGUAUUGGGCGAGAGCUGCUUUGUGCCUGAUGGUGGACUGGCAUUCAGCAUCAACCAGAUCUGUCCAUGUGAUGAGGGUCUGUUGUGCCGUGGCCAUGGAGAACCACUUAAAAGAGCGAGAGAAUUUGUAUACCAACCAGAGUCCACCAGUUGGACCUGCCAGGCACCCAAACCAUGAAAAUCUCAAAUCUGUGUAAUUUAUUAAGCUAUAGUGCUGUGUAAAUAUAUAUGAAGUGUCUGUAAAAG